Messenger RNA from Tupaia belangeri chinensis (Chinese tree shrew), 5701 nucleotides. RefSeq names its product myomesin 1 (gene MYOM1). Gene Ontology annotation, biological process: sarcomere organization. Gene Ontology annotation, cellular component: M band. The coding region runs from base 165 to 5171 and encodes 1668 amino acids. Gene Ontology annotation, molecular function: kinase binding. The record is from RefSeq and is a predicted model, not a curated record. The transcript is spliced from 38 exons. Lineage: Eukaryota; Metazoa; Chordata; Mammalia; Scandentia; Tupaiidae.
UUUUUGAACUGGCCCCCAGGGUCCUGUCUUUAGCCCUGCCUCUUAACUUUUUCUUGGAUUCAACCUAGGUGGAGUUUUCAUUCUCUCAACCAGAUUCUCAGCCACAUCAGAACAUUUCCACUACUGUUACUCCUUUGGAAACUGGUUGCCUGCUUCUCAAAGACAUGAUGUCUUUGCCUUUUUAUCAGAAAUCUCAUGAGCACUAUGAUCAUAGCUACCGCAGCAAGGACCUUCGCACCUCCAUGAGCCAGUACCAGCAGGAGAAGAAGCGUUCUGCCAUCUACACACAUGGCUCUACAGCCUACAGCAGCCGCUCCUCCGCCGCACACCGCCAGGAAUCAGAGGCCAUCAGUCAGGCAUCCUUCCAGCAGCAGGCCUCUCAGGCCUACAGUCUGGCAGCCUCACAGUACUCCCUUGGAUCUGAAGUCAGUCGGAAAGCAGCCUCAGCCUAUGAUUAUGGUUACUCCCAUGGACUUACAGAUUCCCGUCUGCUGUUGGAAGAUUAUUCAUCCAAGUUGAGCCCCCAAACAAAGAGAGCCAAGAAGAGUCUUCUGUCUGGAGAGGAGAAAGAAAAUCUGCCACGUGACUAUAUGGUACCCAUUUUCUCAGGACGACAAAUGCAUGUCAGUGGAAUUACAGAUACAGAAGAAGAAAGAAUUAAAGAAGCUGCGGCUUAUAUAGCCCAGAGGAAUCUUCUUGCCAGUGAGGAGGGAAUCAUGUCUAAGCAGUCCACCUCAUCCAAACAGUCCGUGGUUUCCAAGCAGUCCACCUCCACUCUUCAACAGGAAGAGAGUUUUGAAAAAAAGUCAAGGAAAGUUGCAAUCCGGGAAAAAGCAGAACGCCUGUCACUCAGAAAAACAUUGGAAGAAACUGAGGCAUAUCAUGGAAAAUUGAAUGAAGACCAUCUCCUCCAUGCUCCUGAAUUCAUCAUAAAACCUCGCUCCCACACGGUUUGGGAGAAAGAGAGUGUAAAAUUACACUGCUCUGUAGCAGGCUGGCCAGAACCUCGUCUCACAUGGUAUAAAAACCAGGUACCAAUAAAUGUCCAUGCAAACCCUGGGAAGUAUAUUAUUGAAAGUCGAUAUGGAAUGCACACUCUGGAGAUUAACUCAUGUGAUUUUGAAGACACAGCUCAAUACCGGGCCUCAGCAAUGAAUGUUAAAGGAGAGCUUUCAGCGUAUGCUUCUGUUGUGGUAAAGAGAUAUAAGGGAGAAUUUGAUGAGACUCGCUUUCAUGCUGGGGCUUCCACCAUGCCCCUUAGCUUUGCUGUGACCCCAUAUGGUUAUGCAUCCAAGUUUGAGAUCCACUUUGAUGACAAGUUUGAUGUGUCCUUUGGGAGAGAGGGAGAGACAAUGAGCCUGGGCUGCCGUGUAGUCAUCACUCCUGAAAUUAAACAUUUCCAGCCGGAGAUCCAGUGGUACAGAAAUGGGGCACCUGUUUCUCCAUCAAAAUGGGUGCAAACGCACUGGAGUGGAGAGCGGGCAACACUGACAUUUUCUCAUCUCAACAAAGAAGAUGAAGGCCUCUAUACAAUCCGUGUGCGAAUGGGAGAAUAUUAUGAACAAUACAGCGCUUACGUAUUUGUUCGAGAUGCCGAUGCAGAGAUCGAAGGAGCCCCAGCCUCUCCUCUGGAUGUGGUGUGCCUGGAUGCCAAUAAAGAUUACAUCAUCAUCUCUUGGAAACAGCCAGCUGUAGAUGGAGGGAGUCCUAUUUUGGGAUAUUUUAUUGAUAAAUGUGAGGUGGGCACGGAUAGCUGGUCUCAAUGCAACGACACACCUGUGAAGUUUGCGCGUUUUCCUGUUACUGGACUGAUAGAAGGUCGUUCCUAUAUAUUCCGAGUUCGAGCUGUGAAUAAAACUGGAAUAGGCCUACCAUCUCGAGUUUCUGAGCCUGUGGCUGCUCUGGAUCCAGCUGAGAAAGCUAGACUUAAAAGUCGCCCUUCAGCCCCCUGGACUGGACAGAUCAUUGUCACUGAAGAGGAACCUUCAGAGGGUAUUAUUCCUGGGCCUCCCACAGACCUCUCUGUUACUGAGGCCACCCGGAGCUAUGUGGUGCUAAGCUGGAAGCCUCCUGGCCAGCGUGGCCAUGAGGGCAUUAUGUACUUUGUAGAAAAGUGCGAAGCAGGAACCGAAAACUGGCAGCGAGUGAACACAGAGCUCCCUGUGAAGUCCCCCCGCUUUGCUCUGUUUGACUUGGCUGAGGGGAAGUCCUACUGCUUCCGUGUCCGCUGUUCUAAUUCAGCAGGCGUUGGUCUCUGUUCUAAUUCAGCAGGAGUUGGUGAGCCUUCCGAAGCAACGGAAGUCACUGUGGUAGGGGACAAGCUUGAUAUUCCAAAGGCCCCUGGCAACAUCAUCCCAAGCAGAAAUACAGAUACCUCAGUGGUCGUGUCUUGGGAGGAGUCCAAAGAUGCUAAAGAGCUGGUUGGGUACUACAUAGAGUCCAGUGUGGUCGGCUCUGGCAAGUGGGAGCCCUGCAAUAACAACCCCGUGAAGGGAUCACGAUUUACUUGUCAUGGAUUGGUGACCGGACAGAGUUAUAUUUUCCGAGUCAGGGCAGUUAAUGCAGCUGGACUUAGUGAAUAUUCCCAGGAUUCAGAAGCUAUUGAAGUCAAAGCCGCUAUAGGGGGAGGAGUCUCUCCAGAGGUGUGGCCUGAACUGAGUGAUACGCCUGGUGGACUAACAGACUCCAGGGGGGGCGUGCAUGGAGCCUCCCUGCCAACCUUUCAGAAAGAUGCUUUGCUCAGUAGCAAACUUAACAAACCUUCACUACCCAGUAGCUCUCACAAGCUGGGACAAACAGAAGUGAGUAAAGUAAGUGAAACAGUUCAGGAAGAGCUUACCCCAUCAUCACAGAAAACAGCACCUAAGGGGAAAAGUAAGUCUGAACCCCUGAAAAAGAAGAAGGACCUAGCGGUACCAUCUCCACCCUAUGAUAUCACUUGUCUUGAAAGUUUUCGUGACUCAAUGGUUCUUGGAUGGAAGCAACCAGAUAAGACUGGAGGAACAGAAAUUACUGGAUAUUUUGUGAACUAUCGUGAGGUCAUUGGUGGAGUAGCAGGAAAAUGGAGAGAAGCCAACAUCAAAGCUGUCAGUGACACCGCAUACAAGAUUAGCGACUUGAAGGAAAACACAGUUUAUCAGUUCCAAGUGGCAGCCAUGAACAUCGCUGGGUUGGGAGCUCCCUCAGCUAUAAGCGAAUGCUUCAAAUGUGAAGAGUGGACCAUUGCUGUUCCAGGACCACCACACAAUCUCAAGUAUAGUGAAGUCAGGAAAAAUUCCCUGGUUCUCCAGUGGAAGCCUCCAGUUCACUCCGGGCGAACUCCAGUCACUGGUUACUUUGUGGACUUAAAGGAGGCCAAUGCCAAGGAUGACCAAUGGCGAGGACUCAAUGAGGCAGCUAUUAAAAACAAAUACCUGAAGGUGCAAGGCCUAAAGGAGGGUGUCAGCUAUGUGUUCCGUGUCCGAGCCAUAAACCAGGCAGGAGUUGGGAAGCCAUCUGACCUCGCUGGCCCUGUUGUGGCAGAAACCCGUCCAGGAACCAAAGAGGUUGUUGUCCAUGUGGAUGAUGAUGGAGUCAUCUCGUUGAAUUUCGAAUGUGAUCAGAUGUCUCCGCAGUCAGAGUUCACCUGGUCCAAAGACUACGUAUCCACUGAGGACUCCCCACGAGUAGAAGUCGAAAGCAAAGGCAACAAGACGAAAAUGACUUUCAAAGACCUUGGGACGGAUGACUUGGGCAUUUAUUCUUGUGAUGUAACAGACACUGAUGGAAUAGCAUCAAGCUACGUAAUAGACGAGGAAGAAUUGAAACGCUUACUAGCUCUCAGCCAGGAACACAAGUUCCCAACCGUCCCUGUUAAAUCAGAGCUGGCAGUUGAAAUCUUGGAGAAAGGACAAGUUCGGUUUUGGAUGCAGGCGGAGAAGCUGUCCAGCAACGCUAAAGUCAGCUACAUAUUUAAUGACAAGGAAAUUUUCGAAGGGCCGAAAUAUAAGAUGCAUAUUGACCGAAACACUGGCAUAAUUGAAAUGUUCAUGGAAAAGCUACAGGAUGACGAUGAAGGAACAUAUUCUUUCCAGAUUCAAGAUGGAAAAGCAACUGGCCAUUCUACUAUUGUUCUCAUUGGUGAUGUUUAUAAAAAUCUCCAGAAAGAAGCUGAAUUCCAGCGGCAAGAAUGGAUCAGGAAGCAAGGUCCUCAUUUCGCUGAGUAUUUGAGCUGGGAAGUGACUGGUGAAUGUAAUGUAUUAUUGAAAUGCAAGGUGGCAAAUAUUAAGAAGGAGACUCAUAUUGUGUGGUACAAAGACGAGAGAGAGAUCUCAGUGGACGAAAAGCAUGACUUCAAGGAUGGCAUAUGUACACUGCUUAUAACAGAGUUUUCCAAGAAAGAUGCUGGGUUUUAUGAAGUUAUCCUCAAAGACGACCGAGGAAAAGAUAAGAGCAGAUUGAAGCUCGUGGACGAAGCCUUCCAAGAACUGAUGACUGAAGUAUGCAGAAUAAUAGCUUUGUCUGCUUCUGAUCUGAAGAUCCAGAGCACAGCCGAGGGUAUUCGACUGUACUCUUUUGUUACUUACUAUCUGGAUGAUUUGAAAGUUAACUGGUUCCACAAUGAGAGUGGUAUUAAGUACACAGACAGAGUGAAGAGCGGGGUCACUGGGGAGCAGAUCUGGCUACAAAUCAAUGAGCCUACUCCAAACGACAAAGGGAAGUACGUGAUGGAGCUCUUUGAUGGCAAAACUGGACACCGGAAGACAGUGGAUCUUUCUGGACAAGCAUAUGAUGAAGCCUUUGCUGAAUUCCAGAGAUUAAAACAAGCUGCCAUUGCUGAAAAAAAUCGUGCCCGGGUAUUGGGAGGUCUUCCCGAUGUGGUCACCAUCCAGGAGGGCAAGGCCCUUAAUCUCACUUGCAACGUGUGGGGUGACCCGACUCCAGAGGUCUCCUGGUUGAAGAACGAGAAGUCUUUGGCCUCCGAUGACCACUGCAGCCUGAAGUUUGAGUCUGGGAAGACCGCUUACUUCACCAUCACCGGGGUGACCACCUCUGACUCUGGCAAAUAUGGGCUGGUUGUCAAGAACAAGUAUGGCACAGAGACAAGCGACUUUACUGUCAGCGUGUUCAUCCCAGAGGAGGAGGCGAGGAAGGCCGCCUCGGAGUCCCAGAAAGGCAGCAAGUCCAAGUGACCAGAGUCUGUUGGAGGGGAUGCAAGGAGGGUCCAGACCAGCUGAGCCGAUGUGGGCUACUUGUGUGUGAAUGGUUUGGGUUCAUAGUGAGGAGGUUUUUGUGCUUUCCAUUCCCUACUUGAUGGGGAUUUAGGGGAAAAUUAUCAAAUCUUUUAUUCAUCUUUUUAAAAAAGAGCACCAACACUUUAAUAGUUUUUUCUUUAUCUAUAAAUUAUGUGUUAAGAAAAUACCAUCAGUAACACAAAUACUAGGAAUGGUUUCAAGGAAAAGACCAGAAUAAAGUUGGAGGGACAUUGAAUGUUGGCCAGGGAGCAGAAGAAUGUGUGUGGGACAGAGUUGAGUUUUGAUGGGCUUCUGCGAGGAAGUUCUCUGGGAUUGCCUUAUACUUCAGCAAUCUUGUCAAUACCGAGACUGGUUGUUAAGCCCAAUGGUGUAUUUCGUGUGCUGUUUCCACCCUGAUGUGCACACUUGUGUUGGCAGGCCUGUGGUUUGGAACCUCCUGGGUAUGAAUAAACAGAUCUCACACCCUU